CUCAUCCUCACUCGCCUCUCACAAACAAAUAGCGCCAGAAAUGGCAUUUUGAGCCAAUCACUGCCCCAUGCCGCAUCUCCUUUCGUAUUGACUCUGGCUGCUCCGGCCUUAUUCAGCCAAGCCCAGCGAAAUAUACAAUGCAUGACGACGACGAGUUUGACGAUAUAUCCGACGAGGACCUGCUCCUAGCUCUCACCCAAGCCACCAAUGCGGCGGCGAGCUCUUCCAAUGGAGUUGCUACCCUCCGCAGGCCCGGAAGUGGCCUCUCCCAUUCCAGGCCAUCGGCCCCAGGUCUUCAUCCGUUGAACAGGUCCGUAAGGGUCCCGGCCCCGCCCCGUCCCCCGGCUCAACAACAGAGCCUCCGCCAGACUACGCUGUGGGGCGGCACGAUACAGGAGGACCGAGUCACGGCAUCCCAGGCCCCUAAGAGUCGACCGUUCCGCGCCGAUCUCCCCACAGAGGCUCCAACUCACCACGAGCUCAGCCAACAUGAGCUCUCAACCUGGGUCUAUCCGCUGAAUCUCGGACCCAUUCGAGACUAUCAGUUUAGCAUCGUCAAGAAUGGUCUUUUCAACAACACACUGGUGGCUUUGCCCACCGGCCUGGGCAAGACCUUCAUCGCCGCCACCGUCAUGCUCAACUAUUUCCGCUGGACAAAGCGUGCCAAAAUCGUUUUCGUGGCGCCCACGAAACCCCUCGCCACUCAGCAGGUCCAGGCCUGCCUCAGCAUUGCCGGCAUCCCGCGCUCACAGGCCACGCUGCUCACGGGGGAGACGCCUCCGGUCCUUCGAGAGGGAGAGUGGGAGUCCAAGCGGCUGUUCUUCAUGACGCCGCAGACCCUGAUGAAUGACCUGUCCAAAGGCUACGCCGAUCCCAAGUCCAUCGUGCUCCUCGUCAUCGACGAGGCUCACCGUGCCACUGGGGACUACGCUUACGUGAAGGCUGUCGAGUUUAUCCGGCGCUUCUCGAAAAGCUUUCGGAUCCUUGCGCUGACGGCCACACCGGGAUCAACUGUCGAAGGUGUGCAGGAGAUUAUUGACAACCUUGGCAUCUCACACGUGGAGAUCAGGACCGAGGAAUCUAUCGAUAUCCGCCAGUAUGUCCAUUCGCGGAACAUCGACACCAUCACCUUCGACCCUUCCGACGAGAUGUACGAGGUCAGAAAUCUGUUUUCCAAGGCGCUCAAACCCCUUUUGGACAAGUUGAGUUCGCAAAACAUAUACUACGGCAGAGAUCCCAUGAGCUUGACAACCUACGGUCUGCUCAAAUCCCGAAACGAGUGGAUGGCGGGGCCCGGCAGACACGUGAACCAAGGGACAAAGUUUAUGAUGUUCGCUGUGUUCGGUAUCCUCCAAUCCCUAGCUCAUUCUAUCAAGCUGCUCAACUUCCACGGUAUCAAGCCCUUCUACAACAGCCUGGCCGAGUUCAGAAGUACCGAGGAAGAGAAGCCAGGACAGGGUUCGAAACUCAAGCGGCAGCUGCUGGCCGACGAGAACUUUCAAAAGAUGAUGUCCAUGAUCGAGCGCUGGAUGAAGAUGGACGAAUUCAAUGGGCACCCAAAGCUGACCUAUCUUUGCGAGACUCUCGUCAAUCACUUCAUCGACGCUGGCGAGCACUCCAACACGAGAGCCAUCGUUUUCAGUGAGUACCGUGACAGUGCCGAAGAAAUUGUCCGGCUGUUGAAUAGUCAGCCGCUUAUCAGCGCCACCGUGUUCGUUGGGCAGGCGGAUUCCAAAAGAAGCGAGGGCAUGAAGCAAAAGCAGCAGAUUGAAACUAUAGAGAAGUUCAAAAGCGGCCACUUCAAUGUCCUCGUCGCGACCUCCAUUGGUGAGGAAGGCCUCGACAUCGGCCAGGUUGAUCUGAUCGUCUGCUACGACGCCUCGGCUUCUCCAAUACGCAUGUUGCAGCGGAUGGGUCGCACAGGCAGGAGACGGGCAGGGAACAUCGUGCUGCUCCUGAUGAAAGGCAAGGAGGAGGAAAAGUACCUAGAGGCAAAGGACAACUACCAGAAGAUGCAGCAGCUGAUCUGCGACGGGGACGGCUUUAACUUCCGCCACGAUCUUUCCACAAGGAUUGUCCCUCGAGAUAUCAAACCUGAGGUCGACAAGCGCCACGUCGACAUCCCCAUCGAGAACUCUCAGAACCCGUCUCUACCUGAGCCCAAGAAGACCUCGGCUGGGCUGAGGAAGAAACCGGCCAAAAAGAAGUUCAAUAUGCCGGACGGCGUGGAAACGGGCUUCGUGAAGGCCUCGUUCUUCGGGCGGCCGGCUGGCAAGGCAGACAAAGACCCAAAACAACCGGAUGAAACCGACUUCCUGGUCGACGCACCUCCGCCGGAAAAGGUCUUCUUGAAUAAAUCCCAAGCAGACCGCUUUGAGAGGCUGUACAAAAGCCUCCCGAAGAACCCAUUCGAUAAGGUACAAGAACUGGGAUUCGAUGACCUUAAUCUUGGAGCGUACCCAGUCGCCCAGAGAGUGCUACGCCCGACGGUGAACCUGAAGCAUGGCGACUACACGAGAAGGUGUGUGAGGUUGUUCAAGGCUCUGGGUGACUAUCAAAAUUCCUCAAAGCAAGCUCCGCAACCACGUCGCGAGAUAGACCCAGGCUCGUGGAGACAACUGCCGGUGAAGCCAUUUGCGGAGGACGUUGAUGAGCGAAAGAUUUUGAACGGGCAAACGACCGGCAAAUCGCCCGCCGCAAGUAACGGCAAAAUCAACCGGAAGCGCGGAGCGGAACUUGAUUCCUUCGACGACUGCGAAGAUGAAGAUGAUGCCGAAGACGGGGAGGACACAGCAACCGCAACGACACCACCACAUCGUGGCCGUGGUGGUCGUCGAAGAGCGGCCAAAACACGGCGCGGAGGGCUUAAGCGGGUUGGCGAUCAUCUCGAAGACAUCGGAGACGAUUGCACCCGAACCAGCGAUCUGGAAGAGACAGACGGCUCCGACAGCGGUGCCGACCUGGAUGACUUCAUCGUUGCAGACGACUUGCUCACAUCCAGCAACGGACAGAAGUCCACGGACCCUACAAGUCCUGGCUCGUCUGGCCUUAGCCUAAGGCAUAGACCGCCAGGGAAGGUUGCUACGGAGGAGACGCCGUUCUACCAACCAAUGGAGUUUGAGCCCACCCAGGAUACAGACGACGAGAUGCCUGAUUUGGCCGGGCUGGUUCCUAAGAGUACGCCGGCAAAGAGGACAACGGAGACAGCCACGUCGAGAACGAGGUAUCUGGAUGAGGAGGACGACAGUGACGAUGACUUCCCCCCACCAUCUCCGCGCAGGCCGUUGGCGAAGAGGAGACGGCAAGUGCUUGCUGACAGCGAUGAUAACGACGAUGAUGAUGACACAAUAUAGCUUUCGGCGCUCGUUGAUGCGGUUGCUACAUUUGCUAUGGCGGGAUAGGGCACACACACGUCGGAAGUUAGGGCAAUGAUACCCAUGUCAGUUCACUCGUUGAUGUCCAUCUGGUGCUCCCUUGUUUUUUUUAGGUACUGCACUUGAUUACCUACCUUUUGUGAUACACAAAACCUAGCACGACCCAUUAGAUCAACUCGACAAGGUCGCAAGAACUAAC
This is a messenger RNA of Parathielavia appendiculata, 3573 nucleotides long. Its product is annotated as P-loop containing nucleoside triphosphate hydrolase protein. Bases 138 to 3353 code for a protein of 1071 amino acids. Gene Ontology annotation, molecular function: four-way junction helicase activity; hydrolase activity; 3'-5' DNA helicase activity. The transcript has a single exon. Gene Ontology annotation, biological process: double-strand break repair via synthesis-dependent strand annealing; interstrand cross-link repair. NCBI's taxonomy places the organism in Eukaryota, Fungi, Ascomycota, Sordariomycetes, Sordariales, Chaetomiaceae. The record is from RefSeq and is a predicted model, not a curated record.